UUACUUGCUGAAUAAAUGGCUACAGCUGCAGCAACAAAAGACUCUAGAUGGGAAACGGUGUUGAAGCCUCAACUAGUGUCUGUGGCUGAGGUGUUGUGUCCACUUCGGAAUCGACUUCCUCCACGGCUAUAUAGUCAUGGCCUUAUUAAUGGAGAUGAAGAGGAACGUUUCACCAAGUCAACUAAGUCAGAAACGGACUUGGCUUUGGAAAUUCUAGGUGUGCUUCGUAAACAAGGUCCCGGAUCAUUUGACGAAUUCUGCGACGUACUUUUGGAGCCUGGAGAUAAGACAUUGGGUGAAUUGGAAAGUCGUUUUCGACCAGAUCGUCUAAUCGGCAUUGAGAAGGGUGGUUCUGAUGACAGCACAUCUGAGCAGAAACUGAAUCGAAAAUCUGUUCAAAUUUUGAUGAAAGAAAGUUUAUUAAAAGACUUUAAGGAACGAGAAUUUGGGGAACAACUAAAGCUUGCUUUGUUUCAUGGACUUGGGAUUCCAAAAGAAUCUAUUAUAUCAUAUCCAGCGUGUCAUCAAUUCAAUUAUUCAGAGAGAAAAUGGAUUCAUGUAGUUCAUGUUGCCAACAAAGCUUUGAUUACAGUUGUUGUCAGUGGAGUUGAGAAAGCUGAGGUUGAAAGACACGCCAACACGAUACUUAAUCUUCUCUCUCUAGAAGCGGGAGUCAAGGAUUCAGAAAUAGAAAUUGUUCAAAUUUUGUCUUGUAACAGUUGUCUGCUAGUCAUUCGGUUACCAGGACUGGCAAUGGUGCAGCUCAUCAUUGCUUUCUUCAGUCCAAAGUCAAGGCCAGUAUUUUGUCAACGUUUUGCAAAAAUUUUACCUGCAGCAUUUAAAAUCACGUUUGGGUUUGCCUCGCUCCCAGAUUGUUCAGCAGAGUUACCAUCGAUGCACCCAAUACUGAAAUCUGGAGACAUCCCCUCACAUUUUACCAAAGAUUGUUCAGUGGAGUUACCAUCAUUGCACUCAGUACCAAAGUCUGGAGAUGGCCCCUCACAUCUUACUAGACAGCUACAAAAAGAUUUUACACUUGGAAGCAAAAUAGUGUCUACAUCUCUAAUACUUCACAACCAUUUCCAGGGAGGCAAAACACCAUUGCAUGAGGCAGUGCUAGCGGCAGAUCUGCCUGGAUUAAAAAAGAUUUUGAGUUUUCCGAAACUCUCAUGGUUGAACGUGAAAGCGAAAGGUGGUUGGACCGCCCUCCAUUGGGCUACCAAGUGUCCUAGUCCUGAGUUCAUACGGCUGCUACUAGAGAAGGGUGCAGAUCCUACUCUGCUAACGAGAGAACACAACUCUGUCUUGCAUUCAGCAGCGUCUAGUGGAACAGUAGAAAUGGUCAAGAUGAUUAUUGAAACACGCCGACUGGACAUUAACGCACAAACUCUAAAGGGAUGGACACCUAUCCACUGUGCCGUGAAUAGCCAGAAAGUAGAUGUGUUGAAAUUUCUUAUCGAAUGCAAGGCUGAUAUUUUUGUUGCUACUGAGGAAGGUUGGUUGGCUUUGCAUCUGGCUUGCAAAGUUGGCAGUCUGCGUAGCUGCCAAGCUCUUUUGGAGGCAGCAGACAGCGAGCGUCAAAAGGAAAUGUUGCUUGCAAGCACUAAGAGUGGAUGGACUCCUCUCUUUUGUGCUGUGAAUGGUAUGAAUGGUGGCCAUCUUGACAUAGUGCAAUGGCUUGUUGAAAAGUGGAAAGUGCCUGUUGAUGAGCCAGAUUGUGGAGAGAAUAAGUACACAGCACUUCACAUUGCCAGCAAGCUUGGAUUUCAACAAAUUGCACAAUAUCUCAUCAGACAAAAAGCAAAUGUUGAUUCAGUUGCCAAAAAUGGCUACAGACCUCUUCACUGGGCAGCUUUGUACAAUAAAGAGGACGUUGUUGAUGUUCUCAUUGCAAACAAAGCAACUGUGAAUGUUCAAAACAUCGAUAAAAACACUCCUCUGCAUCUUGCCAAGAAGAAAGGUCAUGAAUCUGUGUGUGAGAAGAUCUGCAACUCAGGAGCAGAUUUGUCUAUCAGAAAUGCUGUAAAAUAUAGUUUGAGUGGUUUUACUGCAGCAGAAGUGACGUCUGAAAUUCCUCCAGAAAUUCGAUCUCGAGGAAAAGCAGCUAUUCGCCAUUUUAGAGCAGCUUUACGAGAUGGGAAAACUAAGCCACACAGAAUCAAGCUUAUGCUGCUAGGAGAUGCUCGAGUUGGCAAAACUUCUCUCUUUCGAUAUCUUACUGGUCAGGAAUUUAUAGAUGAUCUGGCUUGUACCGAGGGCAUUGACACGAGGCUAAUCAGCACUCCUGAUGUAGAACCUGUCAGUGACACUGUGUGGAAGGUGAUGGAUGUGCCUCACUCAGAUUUCAAUGACAAAAUAGCUCAGGAAAUUGUAAAACGUGUCAAGCAAGAUGAGAUUGCUUCUACUAAACCACGUUCUCGUGUACCGAUAGAGGAAUUUCGUUUACAAGGUGAUGAUCAGAAGUCAGCAAGCAGAUUAGAGGCAAGUCAUACUGUAACAAGAACAGAAACACAAGCACAAGGAAGACCAUCAACGUUAGCUGAUGUAAAAUCUGUACCACGAUUUGCAGUACCACCAGCUGCUUUGAUAAAAGGGUCUGCACAAGAAAGUUAUGUGACUCAACGUAGAAUUGCAAAAGAUGACAGACGUUACCUUUCAGUAGAGAGGCCACAACCAUACAAGGGUAAUCGAGUGCGUUUUUCUGAUGAGCCUCAACUACAUAUUUACAGUAGAUCUUACGAUGAUGAGGUUCCUGUAACCAAGAAAAGGAAAAAACGAAGAAAGAGAAGAUCUGAACCAGAACUAUUGCAGCAUGACUUUAGUGAAUUGCCAAUGCCGAAAUUGAAGAAGCACUGGCAAUUGAGUGGCUCUCAGGAUGAUGAAACAGUCAAACUAAGUGUUUGGGAUUUUGCAGGUCAACCUCUGUAUGAGCCUAUGCAUCACAUCUUUCUCACCAGACGGGCUAUUUAUCUUAUUGUGUUCGAUCUAGCCAAGUUGACUGACAAAGGAAUUACUGAUGCAGACUUGCAACGUAUUCAUAUGUGGGUUGCGUCAGUUCAUGCUCAUACUUCUUUGGAACCUGAACCAGUGCGACUAUUCUUUGUUGGCACUCACAAGGAUAGCGAGAAAGCAACAGAAGAUCGUGUGAAGAUGGCAAUAAACCAAAUUGACAAAUGCUAUCAGAAAUCAGAGGAGUUUGCUUGUCACAUUGAAUAUGUCCCAGUUGAUGAUGACGAGGAUAAUGAUGAAAUUUUAGCUCGAGUUGAGAAUUCCUGUCCUGACUUUCAAGACAGAAAUGUUUGUGUGCUACGAAAGGCUAUAGUAAAGGCAGCUUUAGCAAGAAGCUACAUGAAAGAAGAUAUUCCUUUGUCAUGGCUUCAAUUUGAAGAAAAAAUUUUGAAAUUUCACCAACUAUCUUUAUUUGACAAGAUGGAACAUUCAGCUAGUGAACCUCGGUGUUUGUUACCAUUUGACAAAAUGAAAGAAAUUGCAGCCCAAUGCAAUGUUGAUGUGCGUAAAGGUCCAUUCCAGACAAUGAGUACAUUUUUCCAUGAUGUUGGACUUAUUGUUGUACCUGCUGCAAUGCAAGGAUUAGAUGAAGAAAUGAAAAAGUCUCUUGAAGAGUUUGUAAUUCCUAAUCCACAGUGGCUUGUUGACCUGAUGACACUUCUUGUCAAAUUACCAAACAAAAGUAAGCGAGAGUCAAGUUAUCGUUCUGAUUGGCUUAUUCUUGAAAACAAAGGAAUUUUGACACAGAAGCUCAUGCACCACAUCAUGCAUGACCUUCAUAAAUUUUCUGACAGUGACGUUGGCAUACUAUGCCUUUUAUUCCAAGCACUAGGAUUUAUCUGUAAGCUGUUGCACAGGCAAAUCUCUUUAUCUCCUGAUACAAAGCAGCUAACAGAACAAAUGAAACAAGUGACACUGGAAACCAGUCGUGAUGAAUCUGAACAGCAGCAAACUGAUCAACGUAUAACAGACACGUAUGCAGAGAUAUAUCUUGUACCUUGUCAACUUCCAGAAGACCAUCCGGAUCUUGUAGACUUGUUGCACAACUGGGAAAAAGAAUUCUACUUUGACUUUGUUGAUUUUCUACCUCCUUGGCUAUAUUUGCAUCUUAUUGUACGACUUCUUACUCACAUGCAGCAACAGCCAGAGUUGCAACAUAGUCUGAAGAAUGAACGGCUUCCUAUCCUAUCAAAGAGAGCUUGUCUAAUGGCCCAAAAUCAUCGCAUUCACUUUGUUAUCAAACCAUUGGCAAAUCGGAUUGUUGUACAGCACCAGCUGAGUGAUAGUAAUGAUGAAAAGAAAUUGAUAUUAUGGCUGUUUGGCGUUGUUGCCGAAAUUUCAAAACAAAAAUUUAAAAAUCUCACGUUCAGUUGUGGUCAUCUCUGCCCACAUGUCACUUGCCUAAGAAAGAACAUUGUCAGCAAAGUUGAUGAAAAUGAUAUGCGCGUUUUUCAGUAUGAUGAAGUCAAUAAAUUAAGGAGACAAGGUUUAGCUGCUGCAAAGUGUCUAUAUCGAUUUCGACUCUUUGCAUCUGAGCAGAACAAGGAUAAUCUCAUGAAGUCACUGAUUACGUCUAUCAAUUCAGUUCUAUCGGCAACACAGACUGAAGCUCACGUAGAGGAAAUGUGUAACUACACAAAUGGUGUUUGCCAUUAUGUAGAUGACGUAGUUUUAUGUGACUUUGCUGAUCCUGAUGUGAUUGCAUCUCACCAUUUAAGACAGGAGCCAGACGCUGAUAGUUCGAAAACUACUCUGCCUCAGCAAGAUUUAGCACUGCUGCUCGAGUCUGUUGAAGAACCUGUCUCAAAGAAACAUAUUAAUCUACUGGCCAAACAGCUUGCAGAGAAUCGUUCUCUUAACUUGACAUUUUUGGCUGCCGCUUUGAACGUAGAGGUAGAUGAUCAUGAGACAGUCGAGGGGUCGAAAAGUGUCAGACAACAGUGUUUUGAGAUUCUGACUAGAUGGCAUGCACAGGCUGCUGCUGAAGACGCAACAAUAGGCUACCUCAGACGAGCAGUUGAAGAAGCAUUGUGACAUAUAUAUUGUGACAUAUAUUGUGCUAUGUGUUCAGCAGGAAUUGUUUUUGGGAGUUGCCUUAUAUAGCUAGUUAGCUAGCUUUACGGAUUAUAAGCAUAUGGAUAUAUGUGUUAAGUUCAUUAAUUAAACGGUUUCAAUUAAAUAUUGA
Messenger RNA from Corticium candelabrum, 5194 nucleotides. RefSeq lists its product as uncharacterized. NCBI's taxonomy places the organism in Eukaryota, Metazoa, Porifera, Homoscleromorpha, Homosclerophorida, Plakinidae. The transcript has 16 exons. The record is from RefSeq and is a predicted model, not a curated record. Gene Ontology annotation, molecular function: protein binding. Bases 16 to 5043 code for a protein of 1675 amino acids.